Molecule: messenger RNA, 2676 nt
Organism: Podarcis lilfordi (Lilford's wall lizard)
Lineage: Eukaryota; Metazoa; Chordata; Lepidosauria; Squamata; Lacertidae
Source: the annotation of a GenBank genome assembly
CGUUUUCCCAGCAGCCCGCGGGGCGAGCUGGUGACCGGGAACCGCGCAAGUUCCGCGUUGGGGAAGCCGAAGCUGCUCUGCAGGAGGAGGAGGGGGUGAGUCGUUGGGGGAGGGGAGGCUCACCCACACCACAAUUUGGGGGUGGGGUGGGGGAUGGGCCCUGCCCUCCAAGCCAGAGGAGGGUUUGGGGGGGCUUAACCCCGAGCUCCGCCCUGACUGCCAGGGUCCCUCUCUUCCUCCUAGACCCCAGUCGCACCAUGAACCUGGAGCGCGUUUCCAACGAGGAGAAGCUCAACCUCUGUAGGAAGUACUACUUGGGUGAGUGGCUGGUUCCAGCGAGAGGCAUCGGUGGUGGUUAGAUCUUUAUUGGCACCCGGCUUUUCCUCCUGACGAUCAUUGGGGGUGGGGGGUGGGGAAGAGACACACACAAUUAAACGUUAAUAGAAUAGAAGGCGCGCGGUUUAUUUCUCUCUGCGUCCAGAAUAGUAUACGCCAGAUGUUGCAAAAGAAAGUGAAAACUCCGCUAAGGAGCAGUGGUGAUAUCAAUUGACAGAAUUUCCAUUACUUCCCAAUAAGACAGCCGAAAGAAGAAAUUUGGGUGGGAAAACCAGAUAAAGGGGAGAGUGGGAAAGCUUUGGGGACUACCUCAGUAAGAAGAAGAAGAUGAUGAUGCUAAAUUUAAUGUACAAGUAGGGGUGAUCACACGAGCAGCCAGUCAACUAUAAUUAAGGAGUAAAAGGGAUGAAAAGAAAGAUGGAUGAUUAAAUGGAGAUGCAGCACACCUUGGGUUUAUUAUGAAUGUCGUGGAGGUCUGUACAUAAAUAUUCAGCGUGGAGGGAAUGCAAUGUGCGAUGGGAAAAAUGGAAGACACAUAAAUAUUAUAUAUAUAUAUAUAUAAUAUAUAUAUAUAUAUAAAUAAUGUGUGUAUAUAUAUAUAUAUAUAUAUAUACAUUAACAGAAUGAUUCCUUAAAGUUGUUUUUUUGUUUUUUUAAAAAAGCACUAUUUCACUCAGGUACAUAGAAAUUGUGAAUUUCUACUGCGGUAAGAACUGGUGUGUGUACAUUUUGGUACCUUAUUAGAAAUAUUAUGUUUUGCUUAGACGGUAAGCAGCUGUUUUUUCAAUAGGCAAAGUAAACCUUUUUGGAAAAAUAGACCUUUUCCAUUUUUGUAGCCCCCUUUUAAAAUAGGAAAGGUGAAGGCGUUUAAAAACACACACACAUAUAAAUGAGUCCUUUCUUUUCUUUGUUUCUCCAGGUGGCUUUGCUCUGCUGCCUUUCCUGUGGCUGGUGAACGUUUUCUGGUUUUUCCGAGAGGCCUUUCUGGUGCCAGCGUACACUGAGCAACUACAGAUAAAGCGCUGUGAGUUGUGGUGCAAAUCCUACAAAGUGAAAGGGCAGGAGGCGGGGCAGGUGUGGGGUCCCUCCACAUGUUGCUGAACUACAACUUCCAUCAGUUCCAGCAAGCAUGACCAGUGACCAAGAAUGAUGGGAGUUAUAGUUCAACAACUUACAGAAGGCCAAAGAUUUCCCACUUCUGCCCCAGGAGGAGAGCCCAGGCCACCUAUUUGGGCAGUGCCAGAUAGCAUAAGGAUCUAUGCUUAAAUGGAGGUGACUGUGGUCAUGGUUUUCCAUCUGUUUCCAUCCCAGAUGUCCAGCGUUCAGCCAUGGGGCUUCUUUUCUGGGUGAUCGUGCUCACCACAUGGAUCAGCAUCUUCCAGGCGCGCCGGGCAGAGUGGGGCGAGCUUGGCGACUACCUCUCCUUCACCAUCCCCCUGGGCACUCCAUGACCAAUCCUUCCUCCCUUGAUGUCACCAGCGUGGAGCUUUUAGGGUUUUUGUUUUUUCCAAUGGACUCCCUGGGUGGCAUGCGGCUCUCCCCUUCUAUGGAACCAGAGUGAGAUUGUGCCAUGGUGAACUCCGGGGAGGCUGCCUCUCCUUGCAGAAUCCUCUGUUCAGUAUGUCCUGAUCACAACCUGCGGCAGAGGUGAUUAAUAAACCUGGGGUUGCCUACAUCUGCUUGCCCACAGUGUGGUGGUAUUGGGAAGAAGUGAGAAUGGGGAUAAAAGACCAUUAGAAGAGCCUGCCAGAUCAGGCCAGCGGCCCAUCUAGUCUCUCUUAGGCAUUGCAUUAGCACCAAUGGCAGACCUUGCCCGCAAUUUUAAACAUCUGUCCUCGGCUGCAUAAAGCAGAGAGGCAGGGGUACAGUAGAAGGGCAAAAUGAAUUAUUUCUCUGUGGACAUUUGGGCUUUUAAAAAAACUAUACAUAUCUAAACAUAUAGCAAAAUAAAAAAAAUCCUUCCAGUAGAACAUUAGAGACCAACUAAGUUUGUUAUUGGUGUUAGUUUUCGUGUGCAUGCACAUUUCUUCAGAUACCUCUUUAGUUACCUGCCUGUAACUAUACAUAUAGCAGGAUAUUCUUAGACUCAAGUGGUUGGCCGCCAGGGAUUUAUUCUUCCCAGAAAAAACUUCACUUUUCUGCCUCUUGUGCAAUACUUACAAUUUCCCACUAGAAGACACCCGUGUGUGUGUGUGUGUGUGUGUGUGUGUGUGUUUGGUUUCUAAGUAAAAUUACUGUGUUUAAUUCAAAAGAAGUGAUUUCUGACUUAGCAAGUCUAUCUAGUUAGAUGAUAAUAUACUAUGGGUCUUUUCCCCUACCGCAGACAAAUCUCUCCAGCAC